CGCAGUUGCGAUCUGGAAAGAGAUCUUGCGAUCAGGAGCUGCGGGUUGUGAACGGUUCGAUUUAGCUGUGUUAGACUAUAUUAGUUACUUCAUUAGAGGGCCGGUAUGCAAAAUUAACAUUCAUGUCGUGCAGAAGUGGAGCCAGCAUUUGGGGUGCACUGGAUUGCAUUUAUUAUGAAGACCUCUGUCUGCCAAACGGAGAUAACAGAAAGCUUCUCUGGCUCGUAUAGCUCGAGAACGUGGAGGAAAAGAGAUGCAUUUCUAUACAGUCGAAUAGGCUAGUAGUUACAGCUUUCUAAAUGCGUCUUCUUAUCGAACAGCCAAGAACAAUGAGCAGUGGCUCUAGCAACUUUCUGCUAGUGCCUAUACCGGAGUAUCCUGUACUAGACUGCGUGCCAAACAAAAACGUCAAAAUAGUUGUUCUCGGUGCAAGCAAUGUCGGAAAAACAGCUCUGAUUGUACGAUUUCUUACUAAGAGGUUCAUAGGAGACUAUGAAGCCAACACAGGAGCCUUGUAUUCAAGGAAGAUUAAUUUGGAUGGGGAGCAAGUUUCUUUACAAGUGCAGGACACUCCGUGUGUUUCACUCCAGGAUGACGCAGAGGGUCUUUACUGUCAAGAGCAGAUCAACCGCUCCAUUUACUGGGCAGAUGGUUAUGUUCUUGUCUUCUCCAUAACUGACCCCAACAGCUACCGUACCAUCCAGCCUCUCUAUCAACAUGUGCGGCGAAUCCAUCCCAGCGCCAACAUCCCUGUUAUCAUUGUGGGAAACAAGAGCGACCUGCUGCGUGCCCGGCAGGUCCCGGAUCACGAGGGUAAGGCGCUGGCUGAUGAAUUGGGAGGGCCCUACUUUGAGGCUUCGGCCAGGGAGAACCAUGAGAGCGUCCAGGCUGCUUUUCUGUACUUAUGUCAGGAGGUUAGCCGAGCGCUGGCAGGAGGAAAUGGGGAGAAGAGAAAAGGUGGACUACACCUUGCCAGGCCAAAGAGCCCAAACAUGCAAGAGCUGAAGAGAAGGUUCCGGCAAGUCUUGUCUUCCAAGGUCAAGUCAGCGACUGCACUAUGAGGAUGAUAUGAUUGACGAAUGUGACUGUAUAGGAUUCAGAAAGUUUUAACAAAAUGCUGUUGCAUAAGUGAUUGUGAAACACGAGGCAAAACAAUGAAACUUGCCAGCUGAUUUUGCAAGUAUAGAUGAGCAGUGAGAUCACUGUGCUCUGGAUGAACUGUAACAUGGGACUCCUGGCACUGAACUUCUAAUGGUUUUAAGGCCAAAAAUUGUGUUUUCGUUAAAUUGUUUAGCUGCUUUUAUGCAAAUGUUUCCUGGUUUUCCGGGAUUAUGAUUAAUUUCUUAAAUUCAAUUGUUUAAUGUGAAGCAAGGAUAAAAAGAUUAUUUUUGACCAAGGCCAUUUAUUGUGUAUAUUGAAAGUAACAAAGUAAGACAAACAUACUGAAGGGCCAUUUAUUGGACACAUAAGAUGAUCACAGUCUAUUCCUAAGAUUCUCAUGUGACUGGAGCAGUUUUACAAAAUGCUGUUCUAGGAUUAUCCCAUCUUUUCCUGACAGUGAGAGACAUAAUCCAGUUAUGUUGUUUAUAAUCGUGGGAGGAAGAGGUUGUUGACUGGUGGUUCCCAUGACCUUUGACCUACUUACACUGUGUCAAGGAUUUGAGUGUACUAUGGAGGUUCGUAGACGGUCUCCUUCGCUUUUUCUUUCAGAUGUCCCACUCGCCCACUCAAAAGGACAUUUGUUUAUCUUGCAGCACAGAUGAAGUAGCAUUCCUCUGAAGCAGGUCUGGAGAUUCCUGGACUAAACUAUUGGUCAUGCACCCAGUUAGUCAUUGACCUCUAACCUUUCACCUCUGAUAUAGUCUACCAUUUUCCUCUCUUCACUCAAUGUCCUAAAUGAAAAGCAGAUUCAGUAAGUGACUAGCCUUGAAUUCUCUGCUCUCGGGAAAGUGAGAGCAUGUCCAUUUCCUUAUACUUUGGCAAAGUAAAAGACUGGUAAAAUAUACAGUAUAUGCUGUGGUGAUUUGAUUUCUUUCUCAACAAGCAUUUGCCUUCUCUCUUCAUCUCUAUCUUUUACAUAAAC
Messenger RNA from Sinocyclocheilus anshuiensis, 2083 nucleotides. It is a transcript of the gene rasl11a, whose product is annotated as RAS-like, family 11, member A. Bases 300 to 1061 code for a protein of 253 amino acids. The record is from RefSeq and is a predicted model, not a curated record. Gene Ontology annotation, molecular function: GTPase activity; GTP binding. The transcript is spliced from 4 exons. NCBI's taxonomy places the organism in Eukaryota, Metazoa, Chordata, Actinopteri, Cypriniformes, Cyprinidae.